This is a messenger RNA of Haliotis rufescens (red abalone), 1183 nucleotides long. RefSeq lists its product as uncharacterized. Lineage: Eukaryota; Metazoa; Mollusca; Gastropoda; Lepetellida; Haliotidae. The transcript is spliced from 4 exons. The record is from RefSeq and is a predicted model, not a curated record. The coding region runs from base 88 to 720 and encodes 210 amino acids.
UGAGACCACAACCGUCUAUUCAGUCAGACGCAAGGCGACCUUCUCCUAAGCGUGUACUCUUAACAGCUAUUUGUUCAAUCGACAAACAUGGCGGGAGACUCGGGAAAGAUGAAAAUGUACUGGUAUCCCACCUACCGGUCUGUGCGAACAAUAUGGCUUAUCAAAGAACUGAACGCAGAGAAAGACUUUGAUUUGGUCCGCUUCUGUCCCGGGGACGACGCGGCUGCUGAUGUCGCCUACCGCAGGGACGUCCACCCCCACUGCACCAUCCCUGCUCUAACUGGUGCAGGAAAUAUGCCCAUCCUGGAGUCUGGAGCCAUCUGCUUGUACCUGGCCGAUAGAUACGGCAAACUCGUGCCUGACCCCAAGGACAGGGCAGAUUACUACAGCUUCAUCCUCUACGUCACGUCCACCAUCGACGGGAUCCUGGACUUCUUCUACGAACUGUGGAACCUUAACAUGACGUUCACCGAGGACAAGGUCAAGAAGAUGAGAGAUAGGUUCAACGCUUGCCUAGACUUUAUCACCAGGAGGUUGGAGGGCAGGCAGUUCAUCUGUGGAGACAAGUUCACUGCAGCUGACUGCGUCCUUGGCUACGUCACUUUCUACGCAACGGUGUUGAAGGACGGAGAGUUGCUUGCCAACCAUCCCACCAUCCGGGAGUACCGCGACCGUCUCCAAGCGAUGCCAAGCUACCAAGCCACUGUCAAUAUGAAGUAGUUCCUCAAGCCACCCAUGCCUAGUGACCAACCAUUUUGGUUUUACAGUAAACUACGGUUAUAACGAACUCAAAGAGACUACUAAUUUGAGUUCGUUAUAACCGUAGUUCGUUAUAAGCACAUAUACAGCAUGACUACAGCAAGUAGUCGUGACCAAAAAGUAAGGUCGUUAUAUCCGUCAUUUCGUUAUAAGCGUGUUCGUUAUAACCAUAGUUUACUGUAUUAGACACUACAACAAAAUUCAAUCGCUUUGUCAAGUCAUACAAUAUGUUUCUCUAAACACAGAAACCAAACAAUGUUUAGAACAUAUUUCUGUGUAUACAAUAUCCACAAUAUAAAGUCUAGGCCUUAAUUAUUUACAUCCGGAACUGGUCCGUUUUCGUGAUAGUGUAUACAUGUAUUUUGAUUCCCGUGAUUAAUAUAUGUGAUAUAGAUUCAGUGCAUAAUGUAGACAAAAAAAUUAA